Messenger RNA from Camellia sinensis, 4620 nucleotides. RefSeq names its product LONGIFOLIA protein (gene TRM4). The record is from RefSeq and is a predicted model, not a curated record. Gene Ontology annotation, biological process: regulation of monopolar cell growth. NCBI's taxonomy places the organism in Eukaryota, Viridiplantae, Streptophyta, Magnoliopsida, Ericales, Theaceae.
UGCAGGACAUCUGACCCACCACCACGACACGACCGGUUUCUCUCUCCUCUUCCCUUUCUCUCUCUCUACACUUGAGGAUAAAAAACUGACAAUAUUUUUUUGCCAGUAUAACACACCAUCCAAUUACAAUCUCUUCUCUUCUGGGCUGUCUUUCUUUUCUUUCUAUUUUGUUCUCUGAAGAACAAAACAUCAAAAAAAAUAAAAAAUAAAAAAAAUUCUCUUCUUGGAUCUGCAGAGAUUCCCCUACACCCUACAGUUAUUCAGAGAAGGUAUGGUUGUUGCUGCUGUUUAUUAACUGUUGGCAUUUGUUGCAGAUUGCAAAUGGGUAUUGGGUUCUCUCCCCAAAAUUCUUUUGGUUCUUGCUGUUACAGAAAAGGCAUUGUCUUGUUUCUUCUGUGAAAACCAAUAAAUUUGCUUCCAAAUACUGAUAUAGGUUGAUUUGUUUUCUGGGUUUCUUCUAUUCUUGUUUGCUUUGAUUGUUGAAGUGCUUUUUUUUAGGCAAGUUUGUGGGAAAACCCUGAGAAAUAAUCUAUAAUAGCUGGGAAAUUGUGGGUUUUGGAAGAGAAUUGUUGUUUGUGGGAAAUAUGAAAUAAAUUGAUUUGUUAAAUUAUGGUUUUAGGGAAGGCUUUGAAUGGAAUUUCAUGAUCAUGGGUAGUGAUUAUGUGUUGUAAAUAUUUAGAGUUGAGCAAAAAAAAAAAAAAAAAAGGCUUUGUUUGUGCUUUUUUUUUUGCAAAAAGUUUGAGGGAAAACAAGAAAGAAGAGAACUAGGAUUUGGUUCCUGACUUGCCAACCUUCGGAUUGAGAUCUGGGUACAGAUAAGGUUUGUUUGGUCUCCUCCAAAACCAUAGAUUCUCAAUUGGUUGACCAAACAAUCAUCCUAUUUUCUUCAUGGAGUGUGAAUUGGAAAACAUGUUUUGGAAUUGUUGAAGAACCCUAAAUCACAUUUUAUGGGGAUUAAGUUUGAAGUUCAAUGGGUUGGAGGAAGGAUGAUUGAGAUCUAGGAAGUAAGAAUAGUAUCAAUUGUGUAUUUGAAGAGAGGAGGGAAAAAAUGGCUGCAAAACUUUUACAUUCAUUGACUGAUGACGACCCAGAUUUGCAAAAGCAAAUUGGAUGCAUGACCGGGAUUUUCCAAAUCUUCGAUCGUCAACAAAUCCUGACCGGUAGGCGUAUCAGCCGCCACAGCCCUAAGAGGCUCCCUUCUGGUAGUUCCCACUACAAUAGUGGCACUUUUGAAACAGAGUUGAAUAACAUAUACCAUCGGCCAACUGCAAAGGAACGGAAUUCAACAAAAAAUGUGAAUGAGAAACAAAGAGUUUCCAUGGAAUCAUCCCGGCCCUCCUUCUCAUCUUCUUCUUGUUCAUCAUCCUUCUCUUCUCUUGACUGUAACAGAACAGCUCAACCAGAACCCUUGUCCUUUGAUCGAAUGAUUUUUCCCCAAACUCCAUCAAGGGACCCUACAAUGAGCCAAUCAAGCGCCUCUCCACAGUUUGGGCGUCAAUCCCUUGAUCUUCGUGAUGUAGUCAAGGACUCCAUGUACCGAGAAGCUUGGGGACUAUCAGUUAACACUGCAAACAAAGAUGAACCGGAAGAUUAUGCGGUGAAAAACAAAGAUUCUCCAAGGCCUCCACAGCUCUCCAAAUCUGUUGAUGGAUCUUCCAGUUUGGGCAUCAAUGGGAAGCAAAAUUUGCCUGCUAAUCUCAGGGAGUCUCUUAGAGUUCUUGCGAAACUCCGAGAAGCACCUUGGUAUUUUAAUGAACCCGGAGAACAUUCAAGAUCAUCAUGUGAAUCAAAAGACGGGUCUAUGUUUUCAGUUCUGAAGGAUGCUCCUCGGUUUUCUUAUGAUGGGAGGGAACUAAACCGUUUAUCCUUUGAAUCUUGGGAGACCUUGAAAUCGACUCCGAAGCUUAAAGAGCUUCCAAGACUUUCACUGGACAGUAGAGAUGGUUCCAUUCGGAGUUUCAAUUCUGAUUCAAAAUCAAACUUGAAUCAGACACGACCUCCCAGUGUUGUAGCAAAGCUGAUGGGCUUGGAAACACUGCCGGAUGAUUCCUUGGCUAGUGACAGUCAGAUAGGGUCGAUCAAAACUUUCCCAGUUAAGGAUUGUGAUCCCUGGUCAAGGUCAUCAAAAUCAAUUGAUCCAUGCCGAUCAAUUCGAAUAUCGAAUUCUUCAAGGAACUCGUGGAAGGAACCAGCUUCGCCACGUUGGAAAAAUACUGAAUCAGUCAUGAAAGCCAUUUCAAGUUCAAGAUUUCCAAUUGAACCAGCACCGUGGAAGCAGCUAGAUGGGAACCGGUGUUCUCAGAAGCCAGCUCUGAGGCAUCUAAAAUGUCCAUCUAGGGCAACUAACUCCUUCCCUUCUGUUUAUAGCGAGAUUGAGAAAAGGUUGAAGGACCUUGAAUUCACUCAAUCGGGAAAGGAUCUCAGAGCUCUUAAACAGAUAUUGGAAGCAAUGCAGGCAAAAGGGUUCUUAGAGACCAGAAGAGAAGAACAAUAUUCUAAUUUAGCGACUCAAAAAGACUAUGAGCCAAGACAUACAAGUUCACAUCUGAGUGCUAGAUUGGUAAACCAGCAAAAGCCACAUAGUGAUCGUGUUAAUAGAUCCACAAGUAAGGGAGACAAUUCUUUGAGGACGUUUGAAUCCCCAAUUGUGAUCAUGAAACCGGCGAAACUUUUUGAAAAUUCUGGUGUUCCUGCUUCUUCAGUAAUUCCGAAGGAUCGCUUAUCAGGUCUCCCUAAACUCAGGAGCGGUGCGUGUGCAGAUAGCAGAAAAAGUUCAGUUAACUUUCAAACAUCUGAAGAACAGAUUCCAAAAACCAGCUUCAGAGAGAGUGCAGUUGGUUCCACAGAUAAAAAGAAAGCCAGCAACGUAACUGUAAAAUCCACACAAACUUCAACACGGUCUCAACAGUUGCCCAGAGAGAACAACAUAAGCUCAGUCAAGAGCUCAGGAUCUGUGAGCCCGAGAUUGCAACAGAAAAAGCUUGAGUUGGAGAGGCGAUCUCGCCCGCCCACCCCUCCUGAUUCCAGCAAGUCAAGAAGGCAACCCAACAAGCAACAGCCAGAGUCAAGUUCCCCAGGUGGGAAACGUAGACCAAAAUCUGCAAACUUGCAGCAAAUCGACGACCAAUCCAGUGAGAUGAGCAGCGAAACAAGGAAUUCGGGUUACCGGGAAGACGAUAUUUCUAUGCGAUCAAAUGGAAACAUUGUCUCGGACUCAGGGAUAGACACAGAAGUCACCGGUUUGGAACGCUGUGCUGAGACCAAUGGCAGCCAGAGUCCAUCCAUGAAGGCUGCUAAGUACUCAGUUUCUAGCAUAGUGCGAAAGAAAUUAGCUGCAAGGUUGAAUGAAGAUGGAGUGUUGCUGGAAUUUGGGUCAGUUGCCCCUGAGCAUCCUAGUCCGGUCUCCGUUCUUGAUGACACAAUGUAUAGGGAUGAUGCUGUGUCUCCUGUGAAACAGAUGCCAGAUGUCCUCAAAGAUGAUGGAACUACGAAUUCUAAUGACAAUUCCAAUAGAGUACAACUUGACUCAGCAGAUAAUCUCACAUCUAACAGCAUGGCUUCUGGCCUUAAGUCAGAGAUUAAUCGCAAGAAAUUAGAGAACAUUGAGCACUUGGUGCAGAAGCUUAGACUACUGAACUCAAGCCAUGAUGAAACCCACACGGAUUACAUUGCAUCUCUCUGUGAGAACACAAACCCUGACCACAGAUACAUAUCUGAGAUAUUGUUAGCUUCAGGUCUCCUCCUCCGGGACCUCAACUCAAGCACGACAACCUUUCAGCUCCACCCAUCUGGCCACCCAAUCAACCCCGAGUUAUUCUUGGUUUUGGAACAAACCAAAGCAAGCACUAGACAAAAAGAAGAAUCUAACAUUGAAAAUGUUGUUCUUAUGAAGAAUGACAAGGAAAAGUUUCACCGGAAGCUCAUAUUCGACGCUGUUAAUGAGAUCCUCGUGGGAAAGUUGGCUUCGAUGGGGUUUUUUCCUGAGCCAUGGUUGAGGCCUGAGAAACUGGCAAGAAAAUCUGUGAGUGCACAAAAGCUUUUGAGAGAAUUGUGUUCGGAUAUAGAACGGCUUCAAGUGAAGAAAUCAUCAGAUUGUGGGUUAGAGGGUGAGGAUGAUAGUUUAAAAAGCAUCUUGUUUGGGGAUGUGAUGAAUAAACGGGCAGAGAGUUGGACAGAUUUUCGUGCUGAGAUUUCUGGAAUGGCGUUGGAUGUUGAGCGACUCAUCUUUAAAGAUUUAGUUGGUGAGAUUGUGCGCAGCGAGGUGACAACAGGUACAAGAACCAAGCCGGGUAGGCGUUGCAGGAAGCUUUUUGCAUAGCCUAGUUCGCUGUAUUCUCAUUUCAUUUCACUUUUCUGUCGACUUUUCGUUUUCGUUGUUUAUAUAUAUAUAUAUAUAUUAAUUUUGUGGAUAAGAACUUGCCUGGCUGGAUGGUAAAGAAAAACCCUUUCUCUUGAAUGUUUUACAAAGUACAUAUUUUCACAUAGAAUCCAUUAAAGUGACCCCUUUUCCCUCUAGAUUUUAUGAUGCUUGUUUCAAACUUUGUAUAGAGAUGUUCUUUGGGUUUGUAACUUUGUAUUGUUACUUGGUAAUUGAAAUUUUAAAAAUUGACUUGUUUCUUC